Colletotrichum higginsianum IMI 349063 is the source of this 435-nucleotide messenger RNA. RefSeq names its product ATP synthase subunit H. The transcript is spliced from 3 exons. Gene Ontology annotation, cellular component: vacuolar proton-transporting V-type ATPase, V0 domain. Gene Ontology annotation, biological process: proton transmembrane transport; vacuolar acidification. Bases 1 to 435 code for a protein of 144 amino acids. The record is from RefSeq and is a predicted model, not a curated record. Gene Ontology annotation, molecular function: proton-transporting ATPase activity, rotational mechanism. Lineage: Eukaryota; Fungi; Ascomycota; Sordariomycetes; Glomerellales; Glomerellaceae.
AUGGUGCUCUCCAUAUUGAUUCAACGCACUGUAUUAGACACUGUAGAGACAGCUGCACCGACAUGUCGACGACGUCUGACCUCACAGCUCUCAGCCUCCAUACAGACGACAGAAGUAAACAGCAAAGCACCACAACAGCACCAUCGCGAAGCUCGAGACACCUGCAAAACCCCAACGGAGCAUAAACUCUCGGAAUCGAAUACCAAAAUGGCGCAAGGCUACAGCAUCUUCAUCGGACUCGUCGUCGUUGUGGCGAUGGGCGCCGGCGCAUGGUUCUUGUCGCCCAAGGGCGAGACGCAAAUCAUUUGGAGAUCAUCCCUCCUCCUGGCUCUCGCAUGCUGCUACCUCAUGUGGGCUAUCACGUUUCUCGCCCAACUCCACCCUUUGAUCGAACCCAAACGCAGCAACCUCCGCGAAAGCGCUGUGCACCACUGA